GGGAAGGCGGAAGGGGGGGCCAAGAUGGCGGCGCAGGGCCGGGCCGCUCUGAGGGCUCCGCUCUGCGCUCUGCUGUGCCUGGCGCUGGCCGCCGCCAGGCCGAGCCCCGUGAAGGUUCUGUCGGACGGGAUGUGGAGAGAGCUGCUGCAGGACGAGUGGAUGGUGGAGUUCUACGCGCCCUGGUGUCCCGCCUGCGAGAGCCUGCAGCCCGAGUGGGAGAAGUUCGCCGAGUGGGGAGAGGACCUGGGGGUGAACGUGGCCAAGGUGGAUGUCACGGAGCAGCCGGGGUUAAGUGGAAGAUUUAUCAUCACAGCCCUGCCUACCAUCUAUCACUGCAAAGAUGGAGAGUUCAGGAGGUACCAGGGAGCCAGGACUAAAGCUGCCUUCAUUAAUUUCAUCAGUGAUGAGGAAUGGAAAUCCAUUGAACCAGUGUCCUCCUGGUUUGGUCCCUCCUCUUUCCUGAUGAGCAGCAUGUCAGCCUUGUUCAAGCUGUCCAUGUGGAUCAGGUAUGGCCAUGGCUAUUUAACAGAAACCCUUGGAAUACCAGUCUGGGGCUCCUAUGCUGUUUUUGGAUUGGCAACUCUGUUCUUGGGAAUGGUCCUGGGACUGAUGAUGGUGUUCCUGGCAGACUGCAUCUGCCCCUCCAAAAGGCACAGACCACCACAGCUCCAGCCUCAGCCAAGGAAACAAGGCCCAGAGUCAGCUCAUCUGCUGAAAAACAGGUAUGAAGAGCAAGAAGCAGAUGAGGGAGAUGUCUCAGAUGAUGAAACAGAGAGGAAGGAGGGGAGCAAGAGAGACUCAUCCCCGAGUGGUGUCCGGCAGCGCCCCGUGCCCGGUGCUGCUCCUCUGGAGAAAUCUUAGCUGCACUUGCAUCAGGGUUAGUGUUUGACUCAAAGGGAGAUCCACAUCAAAUCCUUCAGCUUGAAGAGAAGAAUGACUCCUGGCUUGGGAAUGGUGCUGCAUUUCUUGAAUUGGGAGGAAAUAAUAAUUAAAAAAAAUAAUAGUUAAAAAAGGCAUCCAAAGGAUCCAAGGUAUUCCAAAGGAAAACUUGCUGUUGAAAUGGCUGGAACUUCUCCUGUGUGUGUGCAGAGAAGUGCCAAGGGAUGAGUGCUGAGGCUCCUGGAGUGAUGUUCCCAGGGGUUAUGUGGAACAGGAGGUAACCCAGAGUCAUUCUUGACUUAGCAAGGAAAAUGCACUCACCUGGUUGUUGGGGAAACCUCCCAAAAUUCCCUGUCCUGCUGUUCUUCAGUACCAAUCUCUCCAGCUGUGCCCUGAAGAAAUGCUGAGGGAAAAAGUUCCUUUAGAUAUGGAACUAAAAUUCCUUUAGUUCAGGCUUUUUACAUGACAAAACCUGCUUUUUGCUAUGACAAUGAGUGCUACAAACCCCCCAAACCUUUUUAUUUUCUUACAAAGAGCUGGAACUUAGCACAAGCACUCUGCAGUGGGAUGCUCUGGCUGAGCAGAAACCUGCUGCUUGCAUCCAUUUCUUCCACAAAAAGCUGCAGAAAACUCUCUGAGCUUCUUGGCAAAGUUGUUUUUUUCUCUAGGAACAAGACCUUGAAGUCUUGUCUGUGUCUGUGACUCCACGUGGGAACAGUUUACACACACAGAGUCCUCUGUGCAAAUCCUCUCCAUUCCUCCUGGGUUUCAGCAGGACUCUGCUUGUUUUUAAUCCAUCAUUUCUUAGGGAAAUCCUGGCCUGAAGUUAAAAUCACUCCUUUUAUUUCUUUUUAUUUUUUUGCCUAUUUUCACAAAACCAUUUCAGAACAUUAAACCUGAAUUAUUUUUUUUAAGUAGUUUACUCUUGUCUGUAUGGUGUUUUCACUCUGUAUAGAAAUAAAAAUAAUGCACAUGCCCAUUGGACCAGUGUUGUAAAGAGUUUUUCAUAUUCUUUUAUUUAAAUUAAAUUUUAAUUAAAUUCCAAAGUUUUUGCAAGGGAAGGGUGAACCUGAUACUGAGCACAUUUAGAUAUUUUUUGACAAGUCUGUUUCUGAUAUUUUGUUUAGCUUUAUGGGUUUUUAGCUUUUAUUUGUAGUUAUUUAGGUUUUUUUAGUGUUUAGUUUUUAUUUGUAGUAAUUUAGUGGGUUUUUUAAAAUUGUUCAUCUGACUUCUUCCCCUUUUUUUUUUUCUUUUCUCUACAUUGGUGCUCUGGAAUGCCUUGACUUCAGUUCUCUGUGUUAGAAAGAUAAACUGAUGUUUAAAAGAGUCUUUUUUGGUUAAAAUCUUUGUGCCCCUGUACUUUUUUAAAGCUAAAACCUCUCCUGGUGUUGGGAUGAAGGCCAGAAUUGCCCUUAAGGUGUUGAUUUUGUGGAAUUGCCUUAAAUCCUCUGAAAGUUUCCAUCUCUUAGCCUUUGUCACUCAUAAAUAAAGCAAUAAAUAAAUAAAUACUGAGGAGAA
This is a messenger RNA of Catharus ustulatus (Swainson's thrush), 2397 nucleotides long. RefSeq names its product thioredoxin related transmembrane protein 1 (gene TMX1). The transcript has 8 exons. NCBI's taxonomy places the organism in Eukaryota, Metazoa, Chordata, Aves, Passeriformes, Turdidae. The record is from RefSeq and is a predicted model, not a curated record. The coding region runs from base 25 to 861 and encodes 278 amino acids.